This is a messenger RNA of Sordaria macrospora k-hell, 2352 nucleotides long. RefSeq lists its product as uncharacterized. The record is from RefSeq and is a predicted model, not a curated record. Lineage: Eukaryota; Fungi; Ascomycota; Sordariomycetes; Sordariales; Sordariaceae.
AUGCAUGUGGUCGACAUGGACUCGGCAAUGACGCCUAACUGCCCGUGUCAUGAUGGCCCACUUGCGAAAACAAGCGCCGCCAUCAACAAAGUGACACCUCAUCAGCUCUGCGAUCGGUGCUCAACAGUCGUGCGAAAAUCUGCAGUUCUUCAAGAAUGCUUUCGCCGCCUGGAUGAAGGCGACCAACGCAGACAAGACUGGCGCCGAUGCGAGAUCUUUUACCACAGCUCAGGCGUGGAGGACCUAGCAAGGUCUAGUCAGGCUGGUUGUCAUAUCUGUACCAUUGUACAUGAAUCCCUGACAAAGUCAGCGGCGGCUCCAAUACGCGAGCAUGGCCCUGUGCUGGUGAAAGUGGGCAUCGAGCCAUUGCAGGACGAAAUCAUUGAUAAUGAUAGCUUGUCUAUGCGCUUCGGAAUUCUCACAGUUGAAAAGUGGAAAUACUAUCGAGUUCAGGCCGGGUGGAAGGAGGAAGAUGGGACAGCGCUCAUAUACACCGGAGGGCCUUUGGAGGCGGAUCACUUGUUUCGGUAUGGCUGCACUCGCCAACAUACUGUCAACCUUUCGAUUCUUCUGCUCAACGACACACAUUUUCUUCUUCCCAAUGAGGCAAGGGGAUUUCACUUACCUCGCGGGAUAUCAACAGACGCGCCCGCCACCUUUGAAUUUGCACGAUACUGGCUGCGGCAAUGUAUCGACAACCACGGUGAAUGCAAUUCACAAGGAGAGCAGAUUUCGAAAUCCGAUGAACUUCCGACCCGACUUAUAGACAUCGGGGAAGGUCCCGGAAAGCUCGAACCUCGCCUUUUCUACCCCUCAGCUUCCGCAUCUCCAACCGACGACUUGCAAUACCUGACAGUCAGCCACUCAUGGCACGCAACUGGAGUUACCGAGAAGCUCACGACGGAAAAUGAGAGCGAGUGGCUCCAAGGGAUACCGAUAGAGAAGCUAUCGCCGAAUUUCCGCGAUGCGAUGACGAUAACACGGCGACUCGGUUAUCGCUACAUCUGGAUCGACUCGUUGUGCAUCAUUCAAGACUCUCGGGAAGAUUGGGAGCGAGAAGUACCUACCAUGACCAAUGUGUACGGACGCACAACAUGCAACAUCGCGAUGGUUGGAAAGGCCGGGGACGAGGGCUGUUUCCGGCAAAGGAACCCUCUGGUGGCCUUCCCUUGCCGACUCUACGAGUCAGAUGGGAAACCAAAUCGACUCUAUGCCUUCAUCGAAGGGUCAAACCGGAAAUUCAGUCGAGGUCCGGAUGAAAUAGUGGGAUCGUUUCCCCUUCUCAAAAGAGGCUGGGCGGUUCAGGAGGCUCUGUUGUCACCCCGAACAAUCUUUUUCGGAGAUCGAGAGGUGUACUUCCAUUGCACAAAACAGACCAUGUCCGAAUCCUGGCCCGUCGCGCUUGACCCGCACAUCCGUCACUACAAUCCCAGAUUUUUGGGGUUCAGCAAAGUCAGAGGGUUUAGGGAAUUUGGGCAAAUCUUCGAACAAAGUUGGAAGGAAAAGUUCAAGGGAAUCCAACUCGACAUCAAGGAUGAGCGGAGGGCAGCCAUGGCGGCCAAGAACUUCCUGAAACGGAGUCGACAGCUGCGCGCCAUGUGGAACCGGUUCUUGCUGUACUAUACCGACACAAGUCUGACAUUCACGACCGACAGACUGGCGGCGGUUAUCGGCCUUGCGGAAGCUGUCCAAAAAUUUACGGGUCUCACAUACAUCCCGGAAGCCGGCACUUUCAAGGAGUUCUUACCUCUCGAUCUUCUUUGGUACAGGAACUUCCGUUCCGUCGACCUAUUCUGGCGAAAGUCACCCACAGGAACGAAUGCCCCUUCGUGGUCCUGGGCUGCGAAUGAAGGAGACGUGCUUUUCAACGAGAAAUCGUGGUUGGAGGGUUCACACGACGACUUUGAGUACAUGGCUCUACUCCUCGACGUGUCGGUCCCUACACCCACAGCCUUGACCUCCGCACCAGGCUCGGGAUCAGAAGUUGUCAUCAAACUGAAGACGCUCAUCAACCGCCAGACGGCCCUUGGGUUAGGAAUGCGAGAGCCACCGGGUUUCUGGGUGGAGUAUCUUCCUAAAGCACGUCUCCAGGUUGUGCUCGACGAGCCCGUCAAAGAUGGAACUACCAUCUUCUUCGUGGUUGUGCUGCGGACUCGCACUUGGAAUAACUCUGGCUACGACAAACAUGUGUCAGGGUUAAUUCUGGUGCAAAAGGAUCCGACAGCUGAGCAACAAACGGGACACAUGUUGCAUAGACGCGUGGGAUACUUCCGUAUUAGUGAGCCGGCAAGCGUGCCCGAUAUUCUGGAUUUCUUUGCUGGGUGUCCGAAGAGGGAGAUUUGCAUUUGUUGA